AUUUAUCAAAGUUAAUUUUUUUUUUCAACUUAUUUAAAAUUCUUUUAGAAUAUUAUUUGUUUAUUGACAUGAAAUAUUAAUCAGUUAGCUUUAUUUGAAACAAUCAAUGAAGAAAUUAUGAACAUCAUUUUUAAAAUUAUUUAGUGUUGAAUAUAUUAUUUCAAAAUGAGAGUCAUUGGCUUAAUUAGUGGCGGAAAAGAUAGCAUUUAUAAUAUUAUGCAAUGUGUCGCAGCUGGACACGAAAUUGUGGGAUUAGCUAAUAUGGAGCCACCUCCCAAUAAAGAUGAAUUGGAUAGUUAUAUGUAUCAAACAGUUGGUCAUGAAGGCAUUAUUCAAAUAGCGCGAUCGAUAGGGUUACCAUUAAUACGAUAUGUAACCGAAGGUAAAGCUAAAACACAUGAAAAAGACUACGUACCGUCUGAAAAUGAUGAGGUCGAAGAUUUAUUUAAAUUACUUCAGCAUAUUAAAACAACUAUAGAAUUUGAUGCUGUUGCUGUGGGUGCUAUUUUAUCCGACUACCAACGUAUUCGCGUUGAAAAUGUAUGUUCCAGAUUAAAUUUAGUAACAUUAGCAUAUUUAUGGCGACGAAACCAAACUGAAUUACUCAAUGAAAUGAUUGAUUGUGGUAUUCGAGCAGUUAUUGUUAAAGUUGCCUCUUUAGGAUUAGAACCAACCAAACAUUUAGGUGUUCCAUUAUCUGUGAUGCGACCACAUUUAUUACGAAUGCAUGAAAAAUAUGGUCUACAUGUGUGUGGAGAGGGUGGCGAAUAUGAAACAUUUACAAUGGAUUGUCCACUAUAUUCAAGCACUAUUGUUGUUGAUGAAUCAGAAACAAUUAUCCAUUCAAAUGAUGCCAUUGCUCCCGUAGGAUAUAUGUAUUUUAAAAAAAUUCGUUUAGUUCCUAAAAACAACCAAGCCGAAAAUUUAAAUAAUGAAGAAAUUAUUAACGACCUACCAAAUCGUAUCGCUCCUUUUAAUGUAAAAACUCCAUUAUCAUUCGUUGAGGAUAUUACUAAUGAUAAUAGUGUGGAAUUAAAUGAUGAUUCCGAUGAUGAAAAUAACGAAAAUCUUCAAACAGAAUUAAUAUCAACGUCACAUGUACCAAAUUAUGGCAAGACACCUGGAGGAUGGUUAUGGUUGGGUGAUUUAGUUGGUGAAUCAGAAGAUAUUACGGUAGCAAUGGCACAAGCAUUGGAAAAAUUACAGUCUUGUAUUCAUGAAGCUGGUUAUAAAAUCCAAGAUGUUUGUGCCGUAACGAUGUACAUCAGUGAUAUGACUCAGUUUAAAGCGUUGAAUGAAGUGUAUCGUAGAACAUUUAAAUAUUCGAAUCCUCCGACUAGAGUAUGCGUCCAGUGUCCAUUAAAUAGAAACACACCUAUACUAUUGGAUGCGUUGGCGUAUUCCAAAAAAUUAUGUGUUGCACAAACAAACGUAAAUGUAGAAGAAUCAAAUGGAUCCGGCGAUGAGAAAGUGACAUGCCCCGCACGAAUCACAAUGCAUGUGCAAGGUAUAUCACAUUGGGCACCAGCGAAUAUUGGGCCAUAUAGUCAAGCGGUUCAAGUUGGUGAAAUAUUUCGCGUUGCUGGUCAAAUUGGUAUGGUUCCAGGAACGUUAGAUUUGAUUGAGGGAGGUGUAUUAAAACAGUGUCGAUUAUCACUACGACAUAUUGGUCGUAUUGCAGCUGCACUCGAUCCAAAUAUGCAGAUACGGGAUGUUGUACAAGGUGUUUGUUACGUAACGAAAUCUAAAUAUAUUCAAAUUGCCCGAGAAGAAUGGGAGAAUCAGACAAAUAAUGCGAUUGUUGAUUAUGUUGUGGUCUCAUCCUUACCAAAAUCAGCGAAAAUUGAAUGGCAUUUAUGGGCACAUAAGUACAACAAUCAAUUUGAAUAUCAAGAGACUGGUGAAUGCAUUGAUAAUUAUUUAUUAUCGAUACGGCGUCGAUUUAACUAUGAAAAUAAUGUAGCAGCAAUUGUGUGCCAUAUAGAACAUCGUAAUCGUGAACAAGAUUCAUUUUUACCAGAAGGUUGUUUAUCUUCACGAUUAAUAAUCGCUACUAUUGAGUAUGCUUUAAAGAAAUUAAAUCAAGAUUAUGUACCUAAUACCGAUUUAUCUGGUACCGUCGAUUCUGACCAACAUCCACUUUGUAAUUUACGAUUUUUCUACCCAAUUAAUAAUAAAAAUAUUGAUGUAAUUGAAUUACAUCAAAUAUUAAUUGAUAAUCGAUUAAAAUAUAAUAUUGUAUUCACAAUUAUACCAGUCUUACAAUUACAAUCGGAAAAUAUUUUGUUAUCGAUUUGUGGAGUACGAUAUGAGUAAUGUAAAAU
This is a messenger RNA of Chrysoperla carnea, 2324 nucleotides long. RefSeq names its product diphthine--ammonia ligase. The transcript has 10 exons. NCBI's taxonomy places the organism in Eukaryota, Metazoa, Arthropoda, Insecta, Neuroptera, Chrysopidae. The record is from RefSeq and is a predicted model, not a curated record. The coding region runs from base 166 to 2316 and encodes 716 amino acids. Gene Ontology annotation, biological process: protein histidyl modification to diphthamide. Gene Ontology annotation, molecular function: diphthine-ammonia ligase activity.